Cyclopterus lumpus (lumpfish) is the source of this 2321-nucleotide messenger RNA. RefSeq lists its product as uncharacterized. The transcript is spliced from 3 exons. Gene Ontology annotation, molecular function: nucleic acid binding. The record is from RefSeq and is a predicted model, not a curated record. The coding region runs from base 281 to 1852 and encodes 523 amino acids. Lineage: Eukaryota; Metazoa; Chordata; Actinopteri; Perciformes; Cyclopteridae.
CUGCAGAGAUAUUUGCUCAUUUCCGUCUGCAUGAAAUUAGCCAUUUUGAAUAAACCGUCUUCUCCAGUGGGUGAAAUGUAGAGAAGCAGAGGCGCUUAGUGGACACAUGGUGUUACUACAGCACGUAACACGCACACCAGGGCGAAAGUAAACACAUGACUCCUGUUAACUUGUGUGAGUCUUAAUAGCAACGGCGCGGAGUAGCUAAUCUCCAAAGAAGAAGCGCCCGUUAGCAGUUAGCUUAGCUAAUGUCUGCUCGGCGCCAUCGCUGUGUCCCGUGAUGGAUACCGACCGCUGGGGCGAAGAGGCCAGGACGGUGGUCGUGUCCGGUGUGCCCGUCGUGUUGCCCGUCGACAGGAUGGUCAACAAGCUGACUAUUCACUUCCAGAGCUACAGGAGUAGUCACGGAGCAGACGUCGAGGCGGUCAGUUAUCCCACCAACAUGGACGGCGUCGCUUUCGUCACUUUCUACAAAGCUGAAGAUGCAGAGAGGGUGGUGAGGAAGGAGCGGCACACCAUGAUGGACGACGAGUUCCCCUGCGACUACCGCCUCACUGUCUUCCCCUUCACUAGAGAUGUAUUUCUGUACGUCCCCAGCACCACGGUCGACCUCUCUGUGUUCGGCGGAGAUCAGUCGACGCUGAUUCGGAGUCUGCGGUCGGCUCACGGGUCGCUGCGUUUCCGGUCUUCCCUCCAGCACAUGAAAGCCACCGUCGAGGGGCCCUUCUCCGCCGUCCAGGCCCUGAGACGGGACCUCAUCCGCAGGGCCGGCCAGCUUAACUCCGCCGAAGUCAAACUGAGAGAGACCCCACUUAAUCCGAGGGUUAUAUCUCACCGCGAGGUCGUCGGCUCCGUAAACUGCGGCGGUUCUAAAGCUAAGCCGGGACCGGGGAGCUCACCCUGCUUAUCACCGCCAACGCAGACCACAGGUGAGGCAACCGAAGUCCAAAACCCGCUCUCGAAUGGGAAAGCUCGAAGCGCUUCCCCGAGGCAAAAGGUUUCUCAUGAGAGCUUGGAAGAAGAGCCGAGGGAGCAGUCCGGGCAGGGAAUGCCCGGAGAAUAUAGGACAGAGCUGUUGAGGGCCGACCCCAGACAGGUGCUGAAUGCAGGGGAUAGAGCUUCCUUAUCGGACCUGGACCGGCAUCUAGCAGAGGAAGUAUCAGCAACACAGCCAGGAGUGGACGGCACUCCAGACGAAUGCACCAGACCAGACAGGAGUUCAGCACCCAAGAUCAGAGCAGAGAUCUCGACGGGCUCCUCCUCCUACAGCCGUACCGACUAUCUGGAGGAUCUGGAUCAGAGCGGCUCAGCUUUCACCGCUCAGACCAAAGAUGUCUCGACGUCCUCCAAGAGCGAUGUGGAGGACGCAGAAGGGCCGCCUGCAACCGGCCCGGGUGAGAAGGAGGAGGGGCAUGAGGAGGACGCGUCCGUCUGGGUCGACUCGUACACGUUCAGGUACAUCGAGAAGUUCGACACAAAGGAGUUGGACAGAUGCUUGAGAGGCCUUGAGGCGCGCGUCGAGCUCGAGGGCGCCGACCUCGCGCGUAUAUCGCUGACCGAGAGGCAAACCUCCAAGACGGGCUCGCAGGUCCGGCUGGCGUCCGAGGACCUGAUGACCCUGGUGGAGCGUUGGUCGCAGAUGUUAAGAGUUCAUCGGAUCGACCUGGACGAGGACGGGCCGCCCGAGAGACAGACACUGAUUAAAAUCUGCGACAAUGUGAAUGUGCUGUACGUGGACGUUCUGUACCUGUUGGAGGACUCCUGCGUCAAAGUCAUCGGCCCCUCAAUUCAUGGGCACCUGUUCUGUAGGAAUGUGGAGGAUAGAGUCGCUCGGCUCAAAGACCCUCUGUGAGUGUAAAGGAUGUUGGCAUUUGGGACCAUCAACGGCCACAGGGUGGUGCAGUUGCGCUGCGUGUCACAAACAAUCUACAUGAAAUCCACUUUGCUAAUAAAAAAAAAAUAUAUUAUUGAAAAGAAUAAUACUUUACAUAAUUACAUAUGUGCGUCAAUUACUCAGACAACUCAGUUUAGUUCUCUUAUUGGAUCAAAACAUUUUAAUGCUUUUGCUUUCCCCCUUUGUCUCUAAGGUGACGCUUCCCUUUGUUUUUGGUUCAAUAAUUAGGUCUUUAAACCUUCGGUGUUAAUCCACACUAUUGUUCUCACAGCAGUAGUCCUAAUUAACCUCCUCACAUCUUAAUCACAGAAGGUAAUUAAAAGCAAAACUGACGGACGACAACUUGUCUCACGUAAUCACAUCUUCCUGCUCUCUUGUCCACCGAUUUUAUUUAAUCAUUCGUUAGCAAUAAAUCAUUUUCUUUUAA